AGGCCUGCCCCACGGACACCAGCGACCCCACGUGCCCGCCCUUCGGAAUCACCGCGCGCGCGCUCCGGUCCCACCGCGGCGCCUGCGCAAGCCGGGCCUUUUACGGCGCCGUAAAGCAGCUCGGCCGAGCCGGCGGCCGCAGUUUUUGGGGUGGCAGCGGCAUGGAGGCACGUUUUACGCGCGGGAAGUCUGCGCUGCUGGAGCGCGCUCUGGCGCGGCCGCGCACUGAGGUGAGCCUGAGCGCCUUCGCGUUGCUGUUCUCCGAGCUGGUGCAGCACUGCCAGAGCCGUGUCUUCUCGGUGGCCGAGCUGCAGGCGCGUCUAGCCGCGCUGGGCCGCCAGGUGGGUGCACGCGUGCUGGAUGCCCUGGUGGCGCGUGAGAAGGGUGCCCGGCGCGAGACCAAGGUGCUGGGUGCGCUGCUCUUCGUCAAGGGCGCGGUGUGGAAGGCCCUCUUCGGCAAGGAGGCCGACAAGCUGGAGCAGGCCAACGAUGAUGCGCGCACCUUCUAUAUCAUUGAGCGGGAGCCACUUAUCAACACCUACAUCUCUGUGCCCAAGGAGAACAGCACACUCAACUGCGCCAGCUUCACGGCGGGCAUUGUGGAGGCGGUGCUCACACACAGCGGCUUCCCUGCCAAGGUCACAGCACACUGGCACAAGGGCACCACGCUCAUGAUCAAGUUCGAGGAGGCGGUCAUUGCCCGAGACCGGGCCCUGGAGGGCCGCUGAGCAUUCCCCCUCCCCACACCCCGGAGAUAAAGGAUGCAGAGAGUCCUCUUCC
Messenger RNA from Choloepus didactylus (southern two-toed sloth), 780 nucleotides. It is a transcript of the gene TRAPPC5, whose product is annotated as trafficking protein particle complex 5. The transcript is spliced from 2 exons. The record is from RefSeq and is a predicted model, not a curated record. The coding region runs from base 162 to 728 and encodes 188 amino acids. Gene Ontology annotation, biological process: endoplasmic reticulum to Golgi vesicle-mediated transport. Gene Ontology annotation, cellular component: TRAPPI protein complex; TRAPPIII protein complex; TRAPPII protein complex. NCBI's taxonomy places the organism in Eukaryota, Metazoa, Chordata, Mammalia, Pilosa, Megalonychidae.